This is a messenger RNA of Oryza brachyantha (malo sina), 4630 nucleotides long. RefSeq lists its product as uncharacterized. The record is from RefSeq and is a predicted model, not a curated record. The transcript is spliced from 17 exons. Lineage: Eukaryota; Viridiplantae; Streptophyta; Magnoliopsida; Poales; Poaceae. The coding region runs from base 247 to 4374 and encodes 1375 amino acids.
ACUACGGAGCGACGCCACGCGGCCGACGCGCUACAUGCAGAGGUGCGCGGCGACGGGGCUCCCGAGAAACCUAAUAUUUUAGCCAUUGAUGAAACGAACACCUCGCGCCUCUCUCUCCUCUCUCCUCUUGCCCUCGCGACUGCUGCUUUUCGCCGCUUUUGCUCGCUGCGCCGCGCCCGGAAGGAGGAGGGGGAGAGGAAGCUGCUGCUUCUGCUGCGCUCCAGAAUUUACAAUUUAGCAGACACUAUGUUUGACGACGAUGAUGACGUGGAGCCGCCGGUUAGCGACGUGGACAACUACUAUUUUGAGAAAAGCGAAGACGAUCCUGUCUGCUUCAGUGUAUUGCCUAUAAAGUUUGAUGAGAACGAAGAAGUCAGACAUUGUGAUUACAAGGAAGUGAACUUGCGUGGAGUUACAGAUAAUAACCUCAAAGAAGUCUUCAAGAAGGUGGUAGCUUGGAGGGUGGAACUUGAUUGCCAGGAGCCAAAGAUCUCGGUACUUUCAAGUGAGGGGAAAUGGAUAGAACUGUUGAAACCACGGAAGAGCUAUUAUGAAAAGAGGGCUCGAUCAAUAUUGAUCACAGUGCAAAUGCUCCACUUUGUCAGGAAGUGGCCCAGAAAACAAGAGAGAAGCCUGUUUUGUCACCUUACUGAAGUUUUGGAAAAAUUUGGUACUAGACCUACUAGAGAUGACAUAAUUAAGAACCAUCGUUUCAUCAAACUUUUCAUGGAGAGGGAUCAAAUUUUAAUGAAGUCAAAGAUUAUAGGAUGGUUUAUUGAGGAUGCUUCCAGGAAGGACAUUAAGCCCAUACCAAGGAGAGAGAAUGCACAAGAGCAAUUUAUUGUCAGUGACGAGUCACUUGAAAGCAGUGAUAACAGUGAUGUCUGCAGCUACAGCAAUUAUGAUGACAGUGAUGACUACAGCGAUGGCAGAAACAGUGAUGAUAAUGAUGACAACAAUACUGAUAAAGAUACUGAUGCUGACACUGGUAUUAGUGGUAAUGCAGUUGAUGACGGUACAGAUAUGAUAUGUGCCAUAUGUGACGAUGGUGGAUGGUUGCUUGAUUGUGAAGGUCAAUGCAAGAGCUCCUUCCAUCCCACAGUGAAUCAUGGCAAGAAAUCCAACUGUAGAACUCUCCGUUUCACUUCUGCGGAGCUAAAGCUAAAGGAAAGUGGAACUUUCUUGUGCAAGAAUUGUGAACAUAAUGAACAUCAAUGUUUCAAAUGCGGAGAGCUUGAGCCAUCUUGUGGUCCAAAUGCCAAGGUGUUUCAAUGUAAUAAAGAAUCUUGUGGGCACUUCUACCACCCCAAGUGCAUCGCAGUACUACUUGAGCCUGAAGACACCAAUGGAGCUUGCAAAUUGGAGGAAAGGAUUGCAGAUGGUAUGCCAUUUACAUGCCCUGUCCAUUGGUGCUUUAAAUGUGGAAAGAUGGAGGACAGGACACAAAAAGAAUUGCAGUUUGCAGUUUGCAGACGCUGUCCAAGGUCAUAUCACAUAGAAUGUUUACCAAGCGAAGUUUCCUUUGAAAAAAAGGGCAAGGGUGCCCCAAAACUUGCUUGGAAAAUUAAAACAAGGUGUUACUUCUAUUGUUUACACCAUGGAAUAGAUGCUACUACUGGAACACCUCAUGGGGAGCAUAUAAAGUUCCCUUCUGUUCCAAAAAUCAAGAAAACAAAAAAAAAUUCUAAGAAGGAUUUUAAAGUGAUUGGCAAAAGGAAAAAGAGUGCUAAUAAAAUUUCAACAAAAUCCAAAGAGUUGGAAAAUUUGUCACCUACAGGAGAAAUCGAGGAAACCAGAAGAGUAGCAAAGAAUAGCUCAUCAGAGCAUAUUACACUGAAACAUGGGUAUGCAGUAAAGCGCUUGAAAAAGGAUCUGCAGUUUGAACUACCUAUGGUUGAUGUUGCUGCUAACUUAAGUGGCGCAAAAACCAUGGAAGGGAAGGAAGAACCACCUGUAACUCCAAAGAUUGCAUCUUGUGUGGUGGAUGGUGAAACAGAAAAGAGUGUAACAAGUAUGGCAGGAAAAGAAACAUCUGUCGGGACAUCCCAAGACAUGGCCACGAGGAGUGGACUGAGGCAGCCUAGCAGGAUUGAGGCAGUUGGCAUGCUUGAGUGUUCUGUUCAGAUUGCUGAUAAACUUCAUUGGUAUGUGCAGCCUGGUGACACGAUAGUUGAUCUCUGCUUCAACAUGGACAAUUUUAGUCAACUGAUGGAAGACAAGCUUGAAGCUGUGGGUAAAAGCUGCAAUUUCAAGAAUUAUGAUCUCUUCCAACAUAAGAAAGAUAUGUGUUUUGAAGAGAGCAACUGGGUGACCAUGCAACCAAAGGAUUUACCUCAUGGAUCAAAUCUAGUUAUGGUCCUGGACCCUCCUCUUGGUAUCCAAGCCGUUUCAGCGAACAAAUUUGUUGACAAAGUAUUGACCUUUAAGCCAAGGCUUAUUAUAAUAGUUUCCCCCACAGAUAUUGAUAGGUUGGAUUGCAAGGAGGAGCCCUAUCACUUGAUAUGGGAUUAUAAUCAGCACAUCUUUGGGAAGCCAUUGUACCAGCCUGGUGAUGUGGAUGUGAAUGAUGAAGGCAAGAAUGGUUUGUAUGCAAUUCCUCUAUCUCUUUCCUUGUGGAGUUGCCCUGACAAGGCAGAGGAGAAUAGGAGGAUAGCUAGAAAACAUGGACAUUUAAAUGUUGGAUACAAGACACACAGUGUCAUAUUAAAGGACCCUCUUGUGAACAAAGGUGCUAAAUGGGAUAAUGAGAUCUUCACAGCUGGAAAAGAAGAUACCAGUGAGAGAGAACAUACAUCUAAGCGCUAUUCAGGAGAACAAUUGACAAUUCCCUCUGAAGAUACUUUUCAUGCAAAUCAAGAGCAAAAUGAUGUGCUACAAAGCUUGCAUAGGGAGAAACAUGCUGAUGGAAGUGAAAGCGGAAAUAAGUCAGGAUCAGGAAAACAGAGUGAUAUGCAUUGGGGAGAAAAUGAAUGUGGUCACUACUCUGUAGCACAACAAGAGAAAGAGAUCUCUAAGAGAGAGGAAAGAAUGACAGAUAGUAAGCAUGAAGAAAACACAAGAUCAGGAAAAGAGGAGAUUCCUAGAGAUGACAACAAUAAAGGAACAAUGAAACCACAUCGUGUUGAUGGCCUCCCUCCUGAAAAGCAUGUGGAGGUUGCAUUUGUGAACAAAACAACUACAGACAGAGUAGAUACUCAGCAAGAAUGUGGAUAUAAUGUGACUGUAGAUGUUAAUGGCAGUUAUGCUCAUCCACAUGAGCCAAAGAGUCCUUACUGCAAUGGUAAUAUCAAAGGAACUGAAAUGGAUACUUCAGGUGACAAUUCAAGAAGGGGACAAAAGGAGGUGACUGAUGCUAAGAGAUUGGACUUGGAUAGGAAAAGAAAACCUGUUCACAUGAAAAACAGGAGAGAUGCUCAUCAUGGAGAUGAUAGAACUGCUCAUCCACAGGUCCACAAUGAUCCUCCAUGCGUUGAUAACCGCAUGCCAGAUGUUCUGGAUUACCCAUCAAGAAGCGGCAUCAAUAGUCCUUCGCGUAAUGAUGAUCAGAGAGCAGUGGAGGCUUCCGUAUGCAGCAAGUCCAGAGAGAGGUGGGGAUCAAAUAGAAGAUUAGAGGCAAGGGAUACCAUAAGCAAAAACUCUCAUAGACACCGGUUGCCAGUGGGUAAAAGAAACAGAAGAAAUGUUCCAGAUAGAUCAAACAACUAUCCCCCAGGAUGGGGAAGGGUGGACGACUCUGAGAAUUAUCCUACAACCAGCAACCGACAUAGAUAUGAGCAAAUUCAUCACGGUGAUUCUGGUCCGACUAGAAGUCAUAGGUCCAAUUCACAUCCAAGGGCGGAAUAUGGUAACAGGAGGAGCAGUUCCCCUUGGUAUACAAGAAGACAGUAUUACAGUUCUGCUGCAAGGCAUAGAUCCCCUCCAUAUGUAAGAAUGCCUAGAGGAUCAGGUGUCGGCUAUGAAACAGACUGGAAUGCAGUUCCUCAUCGUGGUAAUUCACCCGAUACCGAGUACAAUGGUACCGUAUACAAUAGCGAGUACGGUAUUGACGGAUAUGCCACCGACUCAAGGUAUGGCUACUGUGCAAUGGAAAAUCCUCGUGUGGACAGAUAUCAUCAUCCUCAGGAGUACCACAAUGAACAUGCAACGGUCUAUGAUCGGCGUAGGAAUGAUUAUGGAGGGGUAACACAUUACCGCAGUGGAAACAGUUUCAGCUUGGAAUGCAGGAGUUCAGCUAGAGGGACAGUAACGGAUAGGUAUGCCCCUAGCCUUGAACGCACUAACCAUCAGAUACCAGGUCAGGGUAGCCUACAGGAUGACUUCAUGUAUGAUGGUAGAAACAGCAUUAGCAUGGAUAUGCAUAGGCCCUACUGGUAGAAGGUUGUUGUUUGUUAGCCCCUCUUGACCCCCUUCCUCUUCUCUUACUCACCCAAUGAAAAGCCUGAGGGAACAGCCUUACCAGUAAAAUUCAACUGAUGUAGUAUCUUAGUGCUUAGUGUACAAGAAAGAGGGCAUCAGUGACUGAACUGUAGUCCCAUUCUGUAUAAAAACCUUACUAGUUUAGCCUUUUGCAUUCUGAACUUUGUACAUUUGAUGCUUUACUCUGUACGACUGUCGUUCGUGGUGUUUCCAA